AUUCGACUUUUCAGUAGUAAUUUUCAUUAUCGAUUUCGAUUUUGAUUUCUCUCUAAUUCCAAAUAAAAAACAAUGGAUGCGUUCUCGUCCUUCUUCGAUUCUCCUCAACCAGGUGGUAGCAGAAGAAGCUGGAGCUAUGAUUCUCUUAAAAACUUCCGUCAGAUUUCUCCCUCCGUUCAGAAUCAUCUCAAGCGGGUGUAUUUGACAUUAUGCUGUGCUCUCGUUGCGUCUGCCUUUGGAGCUUACCUCCAUGUGCUCUUGAACAUUGGUGGUCUUCUUACUACUAUUGGAUGUGUUGGAACUAUGAUUUGGCUGCUUUCAUGUCCUCCUUAUGAACAACAAAAGAGGCUUUCUCUUCUCUUUGUUUCUGCUGUUCUUGAAGGUGCUUCUGUUGGGCCCUUGAUCAAAGUGGCAAUUGAUGUUGACCCAAGCAUCCUCAUCACUGCGUUUGUUGGAACUGCGAUAGCGUUUGUCUGUUUCUCUGCUGCAGCAAUGCUAGCGAGACGCAGGGAGUAUCUCUACCUUGGAGGACUGCUUUCAUCUGGCUUGUCCAUGCUUAUGUGGCUUCAGUUUGCCUCUUCUAUCUUCGGUGGCUCUGCUUCUAUUUUCAAGUUUGAGCUAUACUUUGGGCUCUUGAUCUUUGUGGGAUACAUGGUGGUGGAUACACAAGAGAUCAUUGAGAAGGCACACCUUGGCGACAUGGACUACGUGAAACACUCAUUGACCCUCUUCACUGACUUUGUAGCUGUAUUUGUUCGGAUUCUCAUCAUAAUGUUGAAGAACUCUGCGGAUAAAGAAGAGAAGAAGAAGAAAAGGAGAUACUAAGACUGAAAAAUGGCAGCAAUAGUUUAAAUAGAGCGAGUGGUUAGUACAUGCAAGCAUUGUAAUGGGGCUUUACAUUGUCAUCAUGUUAAGCUGCUAUGGUGUUUUACUUGUCAGGACACUCGUUUUGUGACAAUACAUGUUUCUCCACUUGAAAGGAUUUGUUUGUUUUUCUUCCUUAUAAAUGUUUACUUAAGACUGUAAAUGGCCGAAGUGGUGUCUAACUUGGUUUUAUUCUCUUUCACAUAUCGUAAGCUUUUAAUGAAAUUAUUUAGGAAAAUCGGAAAUUCA
Messenger RNA from Camelina sativa (false flax), 1113 nucleotides. Its product is annotated as bax inhibitor 1. Gene Ontology annotation, cellular component: membrane. Gene Ontology annotation, biological process: negative regulation of apoptotic process. Lineage: Eukaryota; Viridiplantae; Streptophyta; Magnoliopsida; Brassicales; Brassicaceae. The record is from RefSeq and is a predicted model, not a curated record.